GACACACAAAUGCUGCAAUCGCAAUAGCGAGUAAUUUCAUUUAUCGCCCUCUUCAUUAUUUAAUAUUUAUUAUUAUAUAGUCUUGUGUCGAGAGAAGCUAUAGCAAUAGCAUUACCAAUACUUGAAGAAGAAAAACAACAUUUCUUUUACUUGUUUGUGGAAUAUAAUUAUGGAGAAGUGGUGGUUGCGGUGUUGUUCUUUAUUACUAUUAUUACUCGUAGUAAUUUUUACGGCGUCUUUUGGCACCGUCCACGGUGGCAAUGUCACCUACGACAAAACAUCAUUAGUUAUUAACGGCGAACAUAAAAUCCUCUUCUCCGGUUCAAUUCACUAUCCUCGUAGCACUCCUCAGGUAAUUGUCACUUAUGCAAAAUUGACUUCUAAGAUGUGGCCUAAUUUAAUUGCCAAAGCCAAGGAAGGAGGCUUAGAUGUCAUACAAACUUAUGUGUUUUGGAAUCUUCACGAACCUCAACUUGGUCAGUAUGAGUUUAGUGGAAGGUUUGAUUUAGUGGGAUUCAUUAAGGAAAUUCAAGCACAAGGUUUAUAUGUGACACUUCGAAUUGGACCUUACAUUGAGAGUGAAUUCACUUAUGGGGGUCUACCAUUAUGGUUACAUGAUAUUCCGGGAAUUGUAUUUAGAUCUAACAAUGAUCAAUUCAAGUAUCACAUGCAAAGAUUCACUACCAAAAUAGUCAACAUGAUGAAAUCAGCCAAUCUUUAUGCUUCACAAGGAGGGCCUAUCAUACUAUCCCAGAUUGAGAAUGAAUAUGGUAACAUAGGAAGGGCGUUUCAAGAGAACGGAGUGACCUAUAUGCACUGGGCUGCUCAAAUGGCCGUGGGACUCCAAACGGGUGUGCCUUGGGUAAUGUGCAAACAAGACGAUGCUCCGGAUCCAGUGAUCAACACAUGCAAUGGCAUGGAAUGUGGAACAAGAUUUAAGGGGCCGAACUCGCCUAACAAACCUUCACUAUGGACAGAGAAUUGGACUAGUUUUUAUCAAGCCUUUGGUGGAGUACCAUACCUGAGGUCAGCUAAAGACAUUGCAUAUAAUGUUGCCUUGUUCAUUGCAAAGAAAGGAAGCUAUGUUAAUUACUACAUGUACCAUGGAGGAACCAAUUUUGAUAGAAUGGCCUCUGCUUUCAUAACAACAGCUUAUUAUGAUGAAGCUCCACUAGAUGAAUAUGGUUUGGUUAGGCAACCAAAAUGGGGACAUCUUAAGGAGCUACAUGCUGCAAUCAAGUCAUGUUCACAAGCUCUACUUUAUGGAACUCAAACCACAUUCAGCUUAGGCUCACAACAACAAGCUUAUGUUUUCAGAAGCUCCACAGAAUGUGCUGCCUUCUUGGAAAAUAGUAGAAAUGGGGAUGUCACAGUCCAAUUUCAAAAUAUUCCUUAUCAAUUGCCCUCGAAAUCGAUCAGUAUUCUACCAGACUGCAAGAAUGUAGCCUUCAACACUGCCAAGGUGAAUGUACAGAAUAAUGCCAGAGCAAUGAAAACACAAUUACAGUUCAAUUCAGCUGAAAAUUGGAAAGUGUAUACAGAAGCCAUCCCUAAUUUUGACGAUACCUCAUUAAGAGCAAACACAUUAUUAGAUCAAAUCGGCACAGCAAAAGAUACAUCUGAUUAUAUGUGGUACACUUUCAGAUUUAAUGGAAACUCUCCUAAUGCUCAAUCUGUUCUUAGUAUAUACAGCCAAGGACAUGUUUUGCAUUCUUUCAUCAAUGGAGUUUUAAUAGGUUCAGCACAUGGAAGUCAUAACAAUAUGUAUGUUGCGAUGGAGAACAAUGUCAAUCUGAUAAAUGGGAUGAACAACAUCUCCAUACUUAGUGCAACAGUUGGAUUGCCGAACUCGGGAGCAUAUCUAGAAAGGAGAGUUGCUGGUUUGCGUCAAGUGAAAGUUCAAGGAAGAGAUUUCACUAGUUACUCGUGGGGAUAUCAGGUUGGAUUGUUAGGAGAAACAAUGCAAAUCUAUACAGCCACUGGAUCAAGUAAAGUUCAGUGGCAAAGUUUUCAAAGCUCUACUAAACCACUGACAUGGUAUCAGACCACAUUUGAUGAACCAGCAGGCAAUGACCCUGUAGUGCUUAACCUUGGUUCUAUGGGAAAGGGACUCACUUGGGUUAAUGGCCAAGGUAUUGGCAGAUAUUGGAUAUCUUUCCACACACAAAAAGGGACUCCUUCACAACAAUGGUAUCACAUACCUCGUUCCCUCCUAAAAUCUACCGGCAACCUACUGGUUAUACUAGAAGAAGAAACUGGGAACCCCUUAGGAAUCACUCUAGACACAGUAUACAUCGCAGAAGAUCAAGCAUCAUGAGUAAAAAGAGUGCUUUGUCUUCAAUCAUACUUUAGCGAAAUUAAACCGAUAUUGUGAGGAAUUUUCAAUGUAGGGAAAUAUAAUCUAGGCAGCUGAUUCAAGUAUCAAAGAAUUGAUAUAUAAUUAUUUGUAGCAUUAUUUGGCUUCAGGGUUACUGUAAAAGGGUUAUCUUACAUGUAGAGUGCCCAAUGGUAUAUAAUUAUUUGUAGCAUUAUUUUGCAUAGCCUUAUACGCCACAA
Messenger RNA from Cicer arietinum (chickpea), 2556 nucleotides. The record is from RefSeq and is a predicted model, not a curated record. Lineage: Eukaryota; Viridiplantae; Streptophyta; Magnoliopsida; Fabales; Fabaceae.